AGCGCGCGGCGGGAAAUUAUUUCCCAGAGCCCGGAUUAGUGAGGUAGCGAGUGCUGCAGCGGCAGUCGUCUCCCCUGUCACCACCGCCACCCGAGGGAAGCAGCCCAGACUCUCCGGCAGGGAAGAUGGAAGAUGGUGCUCCAAAGCAUAUCAUCCAGAUGACGGGAUUUAAGAUGGAAGAAAAGGAAGCUCUAGGCAAAUUGCUUUUAAAACUAGAUUGCACUUUUAUUAAGAGUGAGAAAUACAAAAAUUGUACACAUCUUAUAGCUGAACGUUUGUGUAAAAGUGAAAAGUUUUUAGCAGCUUGUGCAGCAGGAAAGUGGGUACUAACUAAGGACUACAUAAUUCAUAGUGCCAAAAGUGGCAGAUGGCUUGAUGAAACAACUUAUGAAUGGGGCUAUAAAAUUGAAAAAGACUCUCAUUAUUCGCCUCAAAUGCAAUCUGCACCUAAAAGAUGGCGUGAAGAGCUGAAACGCACUGGUGCUCCAGGAGCCUUCCAUAGAUGGAAAGUUGUCCUCCUUGUUAGAGCUGAUAAACGAAGUGAUUCUCUUGUAAGAGUUCUGGAGGCUGGAAAAGCAAAUGUUAUUUUACCAAAAAGCUCACCAAGUGAAAUAACUCAUGUGAUUGCCAGUAAUGCAAGAAUCAAGGCUGAGCAAGAAAAAGACAACUUUAAAGCUCCAUUUUAUCCAAUUCAGUAUCUAGGGGAUUUUCUUUUAGAGAGAGAAAUUCAGAAUGAUGAAGAUUCCCAGACCAAUUCUGUUUGGAAUAAACAUAGCAAUCAGGAAAAAAACAAAGAUUUCUGGAAGGAUAGGGGAUUUCUUGAAAUGAAAGGUGCCUUAAAAGAGACCAUGCAUAGAACCCAGAAAGAAAAGCAAAAUCAUGAUGAAGAUGUUAACGUUAGUUAUCUUUUGACUGGCCAUCACAAAAAAGAAAAAUUCAGAGAUUCCAAUAAAGAUUUGAAAUUUGUUAAAAUGAGAGAUGCCUUAGGAAGGUGCACGUAUGGAAGUCAGAAGGAAAUUAAGAAAAAGGAUGAAGAUGUUCAAAGGAGUUAUACUUUGAGGAAAAAACGCAAAAAAGGAAAUGAAAGAGAUUCCAGGAAAGACAUUGAACGUAACAAAAUUAGAAGUACCUCAAGAAAGCACAUAUAUAGAGAUGAGAAAGAAAUGAAGAAUUCCAUUUUUGCUGAUGGUGCCAAAGAAUCAAAUCCCAAGGAUGUCAGGACAGAUGUGGAUAUUGUUGAAAUAAAAAAUGACCUAAGGAAGCACAUAUAUAGAGCUCAGGCUAUCAGAUACAGCUGCAUUAGAAUAGAUAAACAACCAGUGUACAAUAUUGAGGCUAAAAAUGCUGAAUUUCCCAGAGGUGUAUUAAAUUUAAUUGAAAGUCUCAUAGAAGGACAGUUUUUUAAAGAGGCGAUUGAAGAGCUUUCCUCAUUACAGGCACAUUAUAUCCCCCCUGUAUGCCUUCUUCAUGCUCUCCUAGAGAACAUUCUGCAGGAUAACAUAGAUACAUUUUCUGGCCGAUACUUUCAUAUAUUGUCUGCUCUUCUUCACCUACAUCCUCCUUGGAAGUCCCCAGCCAUGUCAAGAUAUUACUUAGAGCUGUUUCAGUGUCCAACUUGUAUGAAAGGAGCAUGGUCUCUCAUAGAAGUGCUUAUCAGGUCUUGUCUUUACAAUGAAAGUUUUUGUCAUCAAAUUUCGAAAAAUAUUAUUGGCAGUAAGGUGCUCCACCUGACCCUGCUCAAAUUUUUCUUUAAUUUAGUGGAAAGUGAAGUGCGACAUCUGAGCCAAAAGUUGUAUGACUGGUCAGAUUCUCAGAGUCUGAAAAUAACAGGAAAAGCAAUUCUUCUUGAAAUCUUUUGGUCAGGAAAUGAGGCCUCUGGGCUUUUGACCAAACCAGUAAAUAUGCUUUUGGAGUGGACCAUAUAUUCUCACAAGGAAAAAUGCAAGUCUAAUGAUGUCUUCAAACAUGAGCUAGCCUACUUACUCACAGGAAUUCUUGGAGCAGCGAUAGAUUAUUGGAUCUUCCUUGGUCUGAAGAGGGGUAAAAAUGUGAUGCGGCACAUGUCUGAUGACUUAGGAAGUUAUGUUUCCCUUUCAUGUGAUGACUUUUCUUCACAGGAAUUAGAGAUUUUCAUUUGUUCCUUUUCCUCCUCCUGGCUUCAAAUGUUUGUUGCAGAGGCAGUCUUUAAAAAGUUGUGUUCACAGAGUUCCAUCAGCAUUUCUUCUGAGCCACUCUCUCUCCAAAAAAUGGUAUAUUCCUAUUUGCCAGCUUUGGGGAAGGCUGGUGUGCAUGGGGCUGGAAAGAUACAGAUAUCAAAGAAAAUAGGACAGCGGCCUUGCCUUGAAUCUCAGAGAGCCUUGUUAAUGCUGAAUGGUGCGAAACAGAAACAAGUGGAAGGGCUGCCAGAAUUACCAGAGCUGAACCUUGCUAAAUGUUCCUCAUCGUUAAAAAGAUUGAAAAAGAAGUCAGAAGGAGAAUUAUCAUGUUCCAAGGAGAAUUGCCCCUCUUUAGUUACAAAGAUGAAUUUUCACAAAACUAAUCUAAAAGGAGAAACAGCCCUCCAUAGAGCUUGCAUAAAUAACCAAGUGGAGAAAUUGAUUCUUCUUCUCUCUUUGCCAGGAAUAGACAUCAAUGUUAAAGACAAUGCUGGCUGGACGCCUUUGCAUGAAGCCUGUAACUAUGGCAACACAGUGUGUGUCCAGGAAAUUUUGCAACGUUGUCCAGAGGUAGAUCUGCUCACUCAAGUGGACGGGGUGACUCCUUUGCAUGAUGCACUGUCAAACGGACAUGUAGAAAUUGGCAAGCUGCUACUACAGCAUGGGGGCCCGGUGCUUUUACAGCAGAGGAACUCUAAGGGAGAAUUGCCCUUGGAUUACGUGCUAUCAUCUCAAAUCAAGGAGGAACUAUUUGCCAUUACAAAAAUAGAAGAUACAGUGGAGAACUUUCAUGCACAAACAGAGAAACAUUUUUACCACCAGCAACUUGAAUUUGGUUCAUUUUUACUUAGUAGGAUGUUGCUAAAUUUUUGUUCAAUUUUUGAUUUAUCUUCGGAGUUCCUUUUAGCUUUCAAAGGGUUAACUCAUCUAAAUGAGCUGCUUGUGGCUUGUAAGAAUUAUAAGGAAGCCACCAGUGCUCACACCGACUGGUUAUUGGAUCUUUAUGCUAGAAAUAUAAAGACAUUGCAGACGCUCCCAAAUAUUCUUAAGGAACUGCCUGAGAAUGUAAAAGUGUGCCCCGGAGUGCACACUGAGGCCUUAUUGGUGACACUGGAAAUGAUGUGUCGUUCAGUCACAGAGUUUUCGUGAUGAUGACAAAAACAAUGAGUCCACUUUCCAAACGUAGUUAGCUUGCUUUGUCAUUUCUCAUGGACGUCAUAGCUUAUUAACAAAUAAUAAUUGUAUUUAUUUAUUGACAGAAUUUGCAGCUUUGCUGAAUUUCAAAAGCACUUAAUGAGCUGCUGCAAAACUCUAAAUGUAAGCCCCUGACUUUUUCCAUGUUGUAGAAUUUGACUCAGAAGUAAAAAGAGUUUCAUUUGGUUUACGCUGUUUUCAUUAAUCUUUAUUAUUUCUUGUUCUGAAAAUAUUUAUUUAUAUUGUACAUGUAAAACAUUUUAAUUUAAAUAUUUUUUCAAAUCAAAAUGUAACAUCCUCUGUUCGAGGGAUUUGAGGUUUAGAAUCAUGACAAGGAUAUUCAUGCAUAUGUGUACCUAUAAGCAUGUAGCUACCUGUUUUCUUCUCUGUAGGCUGUUGAGCUAAAAUUACUCAGUUUAGUUUUGUUGUAAAAUAAACAUUUCUAAAAUUUACAAUAAUAAUACUCUCUUGGUUUUUAAAUGCGGUGAAUGUGCCAAGUUUGACAGUUUAAUCCCUUGAUCUACCUUAUUUUAGCAGUUCAUGUACAGUUUAUUUCUACUCCAUGUAAUCACUAUUCUGUAAGUGAAAACAUAUUGCUACGAACUAAGUUUUACCAAAUAUCAAGAUUAUAAGCGGUAACUAAGUAAUAGAUUUGAGAUUAUCUAAAAUCUUAAUGUGUAGUAUGAAUUUAUGUUUCAAUUUGCAGGUUUUUUUCUAACAGCAGUUUAUGGUAAGACUGAAAGAAAGGGUGUGGAUAAUAACCACUUUUGAAAUUGGAGUUGCUUUACUUGUGGGAAUAAGUUACACUGUGGUACAGCUGAAAAAGAAACAUUAAAACUUCCAUUUAGCUUUUUUUUUGUAACUAAAGUGAUGAUCUCACAGCAAUUAAUCUACUAAAGAAGCAAACUUUAGUUUUAUCUCAGAAAUCUUUUAAUAAGAUACAAAUUCUGAGUGUUUUAUUACUGGGUUUAUAAUCUAACCUGAAAACUGCUACAUUUCAGCUGCUAUAUCAGCUCUGAAUAAAAAUCACGGUUUCUUUUUCUAUAUUUUUAAAUCAGUAAUUUUUUACACAUACUGUAAGAAAUAUUAGUUGUUUCUAGUUAGCCUUCAGUUGUGAAAUAAAAGCCUCAUUAAUAUUUACUUAAUCUGCCAGAGUAUCAGAGAAAACAUGACGCAGCAGAGACUGAGGAACACUAAAAUACUCAGAAAGAUCUAGUAAAAUGUUUCCCAACAUGAUGAAUAAGGACAUUUUUAUUCCAGAGAAUAGCCACUUUACUUCAGUUGUGAAGGCAUUGUGGAAUAAUUGCUUGGUCAACUAAUAUAAACUUAAAUACAUAGUUUUGAGAUCUAAUAGGCAUAGUUACAAAUCCCUAUUUAAUAUCUUAAUAGCUAAAUUAUAAGGCAAGUUCCUUUCUGAGCUUUUGUUUUCUUACCUAUCAAAUGGAAAUAACACCAGGUAUUAUCUCUGUCAUGAUAGAAUUGUUAGCCUAUCACCUUAUAUGCCUCUUAAUAAAUGUUGCUUCUUUUCUAACUCUUACCUUCUCUUUUUAGCUACAAUGAAUCACUUAAGAUAGUAAUUGCUUAAAUAGGUGAUAAUUCUAAGUUAAUAAAAUAAUCAGUGCUAUGAGUUAGGGUUUUGCACGGCUUAGAAAAAGUAGUUUUCUAAAUUAAAUGAUCUCAAGAAAUAUCAUUUAGUUGCAAUGAGAAGUAAUUUUUCAUAACUAUCUGCCCACUUUUGCAAGUCAUGAUAAUGUGAAAUAUUAAACACUAAAAUGCUAUUGAGGUCUCUGCCCUUAAUCAGGUAUCAUUGUAGUUUUGCAGUGACUCAGAAGUACAACUUGGCAAACAGAUUACUAUGUUCUUUGUCCUAGUUAACAAUAUCAAUAUAUGUAUAUGAAUUUGAACAAAUGUAUGUGAAUUUAAGCCUUCAAUGAGAAACUUGAUUUCUAAUAUUCCUUAUGUUUUAUUUUAGAAAACAAUAAUUGCUUCAGAUUGAUCUUAGAGGUAGAUGAAAUAGAAAUAUUAAUAAAUAAAAUUCAUAGUC
Molecule: messenger RNA, 5394 nt
Organism: Herpailurus yagouaroundi (jaguarundi)
Lineage: Eukaryota; Metazoa; Chordata; Mammalia; Carnivora; Felidae
Gene: SLF1
Product: SMC5/6 complex localization factor 1
Exons: 21
Coding region: 126-3305 (1059 amino acids)
Biological process (GO): protein localization to site of double-strand break; positive regulation of double-strand break repair; DNA damage response
Cellular component (GO): site of double-strand break; nucleus
Molecular function (GO): protein binding
Source: RefSeq, a predicted model, not a curated record